AAGUUAUAAAAAAAUUAUUUACAAAGGAUCGAAUUUCGCAAACGCCACAGUUCGUUUAGCUAAAAGUGUUAAGGCAAGCGGAAAUUUUAUUUUCUAUACUUUCUUUGAAAUUGUUGCAGUGAUUAUUGGCAGAAAUUUUUAAAAGGUAUUUUCGAAGAAAACACGUAUACAUCUAAAGAACGUUCAACAUGGGAGAACUAUCUUGUGGAAUGACAUGCUUGAGAUACAUACUUUUUGCUUUCAAUUUUGUUUUCUGGAUAGGUGGGAUUGCUUUAAUGGGCGUAGGUAUUUACAGCCGAGUUCAAGUUGGAAAAUGGGAUGAUAUAAUUGAUGAUAGCACUGUUCCAAGCGCUGCAAAUCUUAUGAUCAUUGCUGGUGUACUUGUCAUGUUGAUUGGCUUCUUAGGGUGUUGUGGAGCUUGGAAACAAAACAAGUGUCUGCUUAUCAGUUAUGCGAUUUGUCUCAUUUUAAUAUUUGUGCUGGAAAUAGCUGCUGGUAUUUAUGCGUAUGUCAAAAGAGAUGACAUCCAGAAAGAACUGGAAACAGGACUGAUGAAAGGCAUCAAUAACACCUAUGGCGCACAAGAUACAAAAGCUAAUAAAGCUUUCGGAGAUGCUAUUGAUUGGUUUCAAGAAAAGGUUGAAUGUUGUGGUGCAAAGAAACCUCAAGAUUGGUCAGAAUCUGUAUGGGCUACCAAAGCCAAAAAAUAUUAUGUUCCAGACUCCUGUUGUAAAUUAAGUGGUUGUAGUAAAAAGUAUGGAGUCUCACUAGAUCAGUUUGUAAAUAGUGGAAAGAUUUACAAAGAGGGGUGUGUUCAAAAAGGCAAAGAUUGGGUCAAGGCCCAUAUAAGUUUAGUCGGCGGUGUAACCAUUGGAGUUGCUUUUGUGCAGCUUCUUGGCAUUAUCUUCGCCAUCUUACUUUGUCGUGGCCUUGGAGAUGAACAUAAUUAUGAAAAUGUUUAAAAAUGUGAUCAAACUUAGUUUGUAAAUAAUCUUAUGAAGAGAGGAGAAGGGUGUUUAGUCUCAGCACAGUAUAUUCCUCACGACUAUUAUGUACCUUAGUGCUUACUGAUAUUUUCUGUGGUAAAUUUCUUUCCUUUUUGUUCGUUAUAACGCUCGGAACUUAAAAAUUCUCAUCGUUUUUUAUAUUCUGCACAUCACCGACAUCUUUGACAUUUUGAGCGGCUGCUAAUAACACUCUUAGCUUUGGGAUAUGGAAUCUAUAAUAUAUUAUUAUUAUUAUUAUUGUUAUUGUUAUUGUUGUUGUUAUUGUUAUUGUUAUUAUAUUUUCGUCUUUUGCGUACGAAUCAUUUACAUGCAACUCAACUGUAUUCUUUAAACUUUUUUUACACUGCAUAAUUAUGUUAAUAUAAAUACGACAAUCAUAAUUAUAAAUAAAUCAACAAUGAGUAUUAGGA
Hydractinia symbiolongicarpus is the source of this 1417-nucleotide messenger RNA. RefSeq names its product CD151 antigen-like. The transcript has 7 exons. Gene Ontology annotation, cellular component: membrane. The record is from RefSeq and is a predicted model, not a curated record. Lineage: Eukaryota; Metazoa; Cnidaria; Hydrozoa; Anthoathecata; Hydractiniidae. The coding region runs from base 189 to 962 and encodes 257 amino acids.